ACAACGUUAUUCCCGGAAGAGCCAUAAAUCUGUGUGGAGAGCCGACCGGGUAUACGGAAGGGCCGCCCGAAGGAUUAACGGGAUUAUAGAUGGAAGGAUAUACGGGCAUACUUACACGUGCUCGUGAUUAACGACUAGAUGUCCGGUCAACUACGUCAUUAAACCCAGUCUAACUCUAUACCCCAGUAAUACAUGGAUGAAUUGUACGUAUAUAGCUAUUAGGAGACAAACGAUGACAGACUAUACUUUACUUCUGGAUACGUCAGACAGGUGCGAAUUCAACAGGUGAUUCUCAGGCCUGUUUCUGAUAAGAAAUGAUAUGACGUAAUCUACCAGGACUGUGACGUCAUCAGAUAGACAUUCUACAUAAGUACCUAUGAUGGCGAAGCGUCAAAAGAAAAUAGUUUAUGGAGACCAAAUCCAGCGGUCGGAAUACAACGAUGGCGUCCUUAGAAACAACAACCGAGCUAAUAAUAGAUUAUCUCGCGAGAUGUUAAUGUACGAGAAAGCACAAAAGGUCAUUUUAAAAGACCUCGGAAAAGAGACCCAGUUAUUACGUACAAAAUUAAGUAUGUCCACUAUAGCCUCUCCGCGUUUAUCAUUCGCUAAGAACACAGUUACAGACAUCGAACCUUUUACCAUAUAUGGCAUGUCCGCCAAUCCCAAGAGCAAAAAGGAACCCGUCCGAAAAGUAACUCUAAAGCCAAUAUAUCCGUCUGUUGGAGAUUCAACCCCAACCCCCAGGGCAAAUUUCCACCCAGGAACAAGUUUCGUAAGUUCAAAAGGUCAUGUAGUGGUGAGUUCAAGCUCACGGAACGGAUUGGUGGACUCGAGAAACGACAAAGUGAACUCGAGGAGUAGUUUGUUAGAAUCACGAAAUAGUGUUUUAAAUUCUCGAAAUGACUUCAUUGACGGUUCAGUGAGCGCUAGAGGCGGCAUGCCUGACCCUCGAAGUGGAAAAAUAAAUUCACGUGCAAAUUUGAACAGUUCCCGGAAUAGCGGAGUUCAACUUAGUUCAUUAUCUACCACCUCUGGCAAAUUGCAAUCUUCAAAAUCCAGAAAAGCGACGAAAUCUGGUAAAACUGGAAUUUCUAGUACCGAUAAUGAAAGUGAUUUCUCAACAACUGAGCCACGAGGGGGAAGAACAAGUGUCAUUUCCGACAUAAAGAGUCGACAAGCCCCCUCUCGGCUGAGUUUUAUCGAAAUACUUGCGGAAGCUGAAGAACGAAAGGCAAAAGAAGCAAAACUUGAAAUAGAAGCAAACUCGGUCACAACGCCAAUGCUUCGUCCGAGAACGCCAGUUCUGACUGCUGAUGGUGACGUCACCGCACCAUCAGAUGCCGUCAACAACCAUGACGAAAAGGGUCGGAGAGGAAGUCACUUAGGGGCUACACCUAAAGCUACGGCUGUGACCAUUGACCAGGAUUGAAAUUGGCAAGGUUUUCGGAUGUAACAUGGAUCAUUAUUAUAUAUAACAGUUCCAACGCAGCCGCUAGAGAUCGAACCCAGGGCACCUGGCGCACCAGGCUGAUGUUGUACUGAUUAAAUUAAAGUAAAAAAAAAGCCUGUAGUAAAAGUCGGUAGGGAACAGCUGGUAACCUACCAGAGUGUCACACAGGGCGAAAAAGGGAGAUAACUAGGGAAGUUUUUUUUUUUUUACGGAUUUUCUUAUCUGUUUCUGACGUUAUAUCAAAUUUCUUAUUCUAGUUUAAUUUAAAAAAAAAAAUUUAUAGACUAAAUAAUUUAAUUUACCGUUUUGUUUUUUAUGUGAAUAAUAAUCCUGGUUCAUAAAUGUAUUUCGGUCUUAUGCUUGCCGUAUUUGUACAUGUAUUACAAAACAAACAUUUCCAUGUUAGUUAGCUUAGUAAAGUCACAAACCUUUGUUUGAUUUAUACAAUGAAUCUUAUAAACAACGUUUAGAUAGACAAAGUGUAUUGCUACAUUAAUAUAUUCACAAUGUUCACCGAAAUGCAUGUAUUUAUUUACAAACAGUAUUAAUUAUCGGGGGGGGGGGGGGGGGGGGGGGGCGUUACCAGGUAUAUGUUCAGUACUUGUUAAUUUUUCCCAGGGACACGGCACCCUCAUAAAACAUAAAUAAUGUAUAAAAUGUAAUUUAUUAUUAACCAUUGUAACGUGUCUUGCCCCUGUGUAUCCAAUUGUUACCACGUGAUCACCGUUAUUGUUUGUACGUAGUAGUUAGACUCGGUGACGUAGCAGUUGAUGUCUUUGAUGACGUUUAAUCGGAGAUAACGGAUGAGACGUAGGAAAACGACUUGGAAAAUGAAUGUAAAUCUUGUUAUAACAGAGCCGUGUAGUAUAAUGUUCAAUAUUGAUAGUGUUAUCGUCGUCACCUACCUCUUCCAGAGUUGUCGUUCCUGAUUUACAACUUCGCGUGAGUAUCAGGAACGAUAACUCUCACAGGGAACCUCGGUUAGAGUUAGUGUGAGGAUAGGUUUUAUAGUAUUAUGGUAUUUAUAAUAUUAUACGAACAGUAAAGAUUGAAUUGUCACAUAUGUAAAUGUAUUUCAUAUAUGUUUGUUUUUUUAAAUUAAAAUUAAAGUUAAUUUAUUGAAUAAAGAACACAAUACACCGAA
Messenger RNA from Pecten maximus, 2594 nucleotides. RefSeq lists its product as uncharacterized. The record is from RefSeq and is a predicted model, not a curated record. Lineage: Eukaryota; Metazoa; Mollusca; Bivalvia; Pectinida; Pectinidae. The coding region runs from base 377 to 1429 and encodes 350 amino acids. The transcript is spliced from 2 exons.